Molecule: messenger RNA, 1785 nt
Organism: Closterium sp. Naga37s-1
Lineage: Eukaryota; Viridiplantae; Streptophyta; Zygnematophyceae; Desmidiales; Closteriaceae
Source: the annotation of a GenBank genome assembly
AUGGAAUGCCCAGACUGUAGUUUGGGGCCUUUCUACGUGUAUUCUGCUCUAGAAUCGCAUAGAGGUAGUGCGGCUUGCAGAAUAGCUGCUGCAUCCAGAGGCGCAGAGGCGUCAGAUUCCCCACCAAUCCAACCCCCCGCUCGACGUCGGCGCGUGUGGAGUCCUUCCAGAAGUGAAAACGUAUUCGUACCACCUACGUUUGAUGAGCCAGCUGAUGACGACGGUGUGGAAGCGGCAGCCGCUCGUGCCGCCGAUGAUCCGGAGGCAUUCAUGGCACGCAUGAGUGACUCGAGUGGGAUAGAGGAAGUUUCUCAGAUUCCCAACGGAUCUAAUCCGCGCCCCGCAGCUCCAUUCUCCUUCAAGGACGAAUUGGCACGCUGGAUUCUCCAAGAGCGCAUAUCUCAACAUUCGCACACCCCCUCUCUCCCUGCUAUCUAUUCUGCUAUGCCUGGCUCUCCCUACCUCUCCCUCACCAUCCUGAUGCAUUUCCAGCACAUCCUCUCUCUCCCGGCUAGCCAUUCUGCUAUGCCCGCCUCUCCCAACCUCUCUCUCACCGUCCUCAUUCACACCACCUCUCUCCCUGCUCCCCAUUCUGCCAUUCCUCUCUACCUCUCCCUGCCAGCCCCUCUCUACCUCUCCCUGCCAUUCCUUCUCUCCCCUGCGCUUCCCUCUCGCGCAUUGCCCCACAUUCUGGAUUUCCAUCCCUCUCUACCUCUCCCUGCCAUUCCUUCUCUCCCCUGCGCUUCCCUCUCGCGCCUUGCCCCACAUUCUGGUUUUCCAGUCCCUCUCUACCUCUCCCUGCCAUUCCUUCUCUCCCCUGCGCUUCCCUCUCGCGCAUUGCCCCACAUUCUGGAUUUCCAGUCCCUCUCUACCUCUCCCUGCCAUUCCUUCUCUCCCCUGCGCUUCCCUCUCGCGCCUUGCCCCACAUUCUGGUUUUCCAGUCCCUCUCUACCUCUCCCUGCCAUUCCUUCUCUCCCCUGCGCUUCCCUCUCGCGCAUUGCCCCACAUUCUGGAUUUCCAGUCCCUCUCUACCUCUCCCUGCCAUUCCUUCUCUCCCCUGCGCUUCCCUCUCGCGCCUUGCCCCACAUUCUGGUUUUCCAGUCCCUCUCUACCUCUCCCUGCCAUUCCUUCUCUCCCCUGCGCUUCCCUCUCGCGCAUUGCCCCACAUUCUGGAUUUCCAGUCCCUCUCUACCUCUCCCUGCCAUUCCUUCUCUCCCCUGCGCUUCCCUCUCGCGCAUUGCCCCUAGUUCUGGAUUUCCAGUCCCUCUCUACCUCUCCCUGCCAUUCCUUCACUCCCCUGCGCUUCCCUCUCGCGCAUUGCCCCUAGUUCUGGAUUUCCAGUCCCUCUCUACCUCUCCCUGCCAUUCCUUCUCUCCCCUGCGCUUCCCUCUCGCGCAUUGCCCCACAUUCUGGAUUUCCAGUCCCUCUCUACCUCUCCCUGCCAUUCCUUCUCUCCCCUGUGCUUCCCUCUCGCGCAUUGCCCCUAGUUCUGGAUUUCCAGUCCCUCUCUACCUCUCCCUGCCAUUCCUUCUCUCCCCUGCGCUUCCCUCUCGCGCCUUGCCCCACAUUCUGGUUUUCCAGUCCCUCUCUACCUCUCCCUGCCAUUCCUUCUCUCCCCUGCGCUUCCCUCUCGCGCAUUGCCCCACAUUCUGGAUUUCCAGUCCCUCUCUACCUGUCUUUGUAUCUGCAUCCUUUUCAGAAGCCUUCUUCCAACCCCCCAACAGGAUCGCCUUGGCAUCGACGACGUCGUUGCCACUCUCAUUCUCUCGUCGGAUGAGACAAUAG